GCUUAACCUUAAAUGAACUAGAGCGUCGGAAUUUGAGUCUCCACUAAUAAUAAUCUAAAAAGAAGUAUAAAAUUAAGGCUGUAAACUGAUACUGUGUGAUAUCAAUCUUGUCUAUUUAUUAGAUACAUACAAAGUGUAUCAUUAAGAUAACAGCAGACUCUCAAUCAUGUGAUGCUAGCCCAAACGGUAAAAGCACAUCCAAAAGUUGUGUACAUAUUGUAUUAAUAACAUACAAAAUUACUUGAAAUUACUAAAUCAAAAUGAGUAAUGAAGUGCAGCCAACAAUUUUAGUUACUGGGUUUGGUCCAUUUCAAAAUCAUAAAAUAAAUGCUAGUUGGGAAGCAGUUAAAUUACUUCCAGACUUGUUUAGUAAACAUGAAAAGUCCCCAGGUUUUAAAUUAGUUAUAGAAGAAAUACCAGUUAUUUAUAAGGAUGUAGCUCAGAGAGUUAGAGAGCUCUGGAAAGAGCAUAAGCCAUUGAUAAUUUUACAUGUGGGUGUGUCACAUUUGGCAAAAUGUUUGGAAAUUGAAUGCCAAGCUUGCAGCAAAGGUUACAAUAAGCCAGACAUAAUUCAAAGCUGCCCAAUAGAAGAAGAUAUUAUGGAAGAGACUCUGAAAACUGAAUUUGAUAUACAAAAAAUAUGCCGGAUUGUCAAUGAAUCUUCUCAUAAAACUGGCUGUAAGGCUUCUAUGUCUAGUGAUGCAGGAAGAUAUUUAUGUGAAUAUAUUUAUUAUAAUUCAUUGUCUCUAAAAGAACCGCAAGUUCUUUUUGUACAUGUUCCUGACUUGGAUACAUAUCCAAGUAUAAAAACUGCUCAAGGACUGUUAGAGAUCAUUAUUCAUCUAACUGAAUGUGUAUUUGAUGUCAAAUGUACAAAAUUGUAAU
Phymastichus coffea is the source of this 885-nucleotide messenger RNA. Its product is annotated as pyroglutamyl-peptidase 1. Gene Ontology annotation, cellular component: cytosol. The transcript has 3 exons. Lineage: Eukaryota; Metazoa; Arthropoda; Insecta; Hymenoptera; Eulophidae. The record is from RefSeq and is a predicted model, not a curated record. Gene Ontology annotation, biological process: proteolysis. Bases 261 to 884 code for a protein of 207 amino acids. Gene Ontology annotation, molecular function: pyroglutamyl-peptidase activity.